Tilletiopsis washingtonensis is the source of this 642-nucleotide messenger RNA. RefSeq lists its product as hypothetical. The transcript has a single exon. The record is from RefSeq and is a predicted model, not a curated record. Bases 27 to 416 code for a protein of 129 amino acids. NCBI's taxonomy places the organism in Eukaryota, Fungi, Basidiomycota, Exobasidiomycetes, Entylomatales.
AAGGGCGACGGCCAAAUUUGGCCGCGAUGGCAGCUGCGAGCCCUCGUCCGUGGGUGCUGCGGCGCCGCACCGUCUCGGCGAAGCAAGCAACCCGCCCGCAGCCGAAGCGAGCUGCUCGCCGCUCGCCUUUUGAACGCAAGACGCUGCCCACCUUGGCGUCGCUCAUCCUCCGCGGGCAGGUCUCCGGAGGCGCCCAGCAGCAUGAGUCGCAGCGUCGGAGCGCGGAGCAUCGGCUGAGUUCUGUCGGAGAGAAGCGCCGCCUUCGCCGCCUGCUGGGCGCCGCACAUGGCUUUGCGCUCGUCUUCUGCGCCUGGCCGCUGACGCCAUAUGGCAGCCCCGGCCGCAGCAUGCACACAGCCUCCAUAAGCAUGCUCCCUCUAAAGUCUGCUGGACGGCGCAGCAGGAACACAUCGUAGCCUCUGCACGCCGACGCUCCAUGCUGCGGCACCUCGCGAGCGACGUGGGCGACCCUUCGCUCGGCCGCCGACCUUCCUAGCGCACUACGCCCGUCAACGCCCCGCCGAUCCUGCUGCUGCGCCCGCCGCCGCUCGCUUGCAGCUUAAUGCGACGGCUCGCCUCUCACGCCUGUCUCGCGAGACGCAGCCUGCUUGCCGCAGCAGCCUGCCAGCCGCAGAUGCAGCC